This is a messenger RNA of Cynocephalus volans (Philippine flying lemur), 8052 nucleotides long. RefSeq names its product diphosphoinositol pentakisphosphate kinase 1 (gene PPIP5K1). The transcript is spliced from 32 exons. Gene Ontology annotation, cellular component: cytosol. Gene Ontology annotation, molecular function: 5-diphosphoinositol pentakisphosphate 1-kinase activity; inositol hexakisphosphate kinase activity; diphosphoinositol pentakisphosphate kinase activity. Lineage: Eukaryota; Metazoa; Chordata; Mammalia; Dermoptera; Cynocephalidae. The coding region runs from base 835 to 4554 and encodes 1239 amino acids. Gene Ontology annotation, biological process: inositol phosphate biosynthetic process; inositol metabolic process. The record is from RefSeq and is a predicted model, not a curated record.
AUCGGUGAGUGUUGGGCGUGGUCAGGAGAGUCAAUGAGGAGUCAUUAAAGCAAGUUGGGAAAGAAGGCAGUGUGAGUGAGUUGAUACUGAAAACAAGGCGGCAGCACAGUUGGUCAGUGUCAGAAUAAGGGGUGUGUAUGAAGCCUUAAAAAUCGCAUUAAGAAGGAAGUGAGAAGUCCACUGCUGAAGGUGGAAAGAAGAUAGUGUUGGUGGCCUGGGGAUUUUUUCAUGUUGGAAGUAUUCCCGCCUGGAAUUUGUAUUGAUGUUUCCCCUUCACUACAAUGGAGCCCUCCAUCAAGUACAUGGUGACUUGGGAAAUUAGAGGACUAUGCAAGCAGUCCUAAAUUCUAAGGGAUAAAGAAGUUACACACACACACACACACACACACACACACACACACACACACACACACACACACACACACACACACACGAAGUUACACAGUUUACCCUCCCUCUUCCCCUUCUCCAGAUCUAACAUAGAUGUUCCUGAGAAGAUGCCCACCUGUCCUUCCUUCCCUCUUUACCUACCUAUCUCUCUCCUUCCUUCCUUCCUUUCAUAUUAAGGCCAGAGUAAGAUUGCCCUUUAGCCCAGUGUAGAGUCUGAAGUUUUCUUUUGCAACUGUUUGAGGGAGAUGGGGAGGGGGAGAAGAGCAUAGAAGACAAGAAAGUGGCUCCGGGAACACCACAUUAAAUCCAACUUCUCCCAGAGGAAUCAACAGUAGCCUUCCUUGAGGAACUGCCUUUUCCAUUUGCUGCCUGGAGUUAACAUUUCCUGCUGGCAGAAUCAGGGACAUGCCAGCACUAGCGGGAUGAGUGGGUGCUCCGGCGGGGAUGUGGUCAUUGAUGGCCAAUGAGAGUGAGACCACCACGGCCCAUUUCUUCCUUGGAGCUGGAGAUGAGGGCCUGGGCACCCGUGGAAUAGGUAUGAGGACAGAAGAGAGUGACGGCGAGCUCCUUGAGGACGAAGAGGAUGAAGUGCCUCCUGAACCUCAGAUCAUUGUUGGUAUCUGUGCCAUGACCAAGAAAUCCAAAUCCAAGCCAAUGACCCAAAUUCUAGAGAGACUCUGCAGAUUUGACUACCUGACCGUUAUCAUCCUGGGAGAAGAUGUGAUCCUCAAUGAACCUGUGGAAAACUGGCCAUCCUGCCACUGCCUCAUCUCUUUCCACUCCAAAGGCUUUCCUCUGGACAAAGCUGUUGCUUACUCCAAGCUUCGAAACCCCUUUCUUAUCAAUGAUCUGGCCAUGCAGUAUUACAUCCAAGAUAGGAGGGAGGUGUACCGGAUCCUGAAGGAGGAGGGUAUUGAUCUGCCUCGAUACGCUGUGCUCAACCGUGACCCUGCCCGGCCUGAGGAAUGCAACCUGAUAGAAGGUGAAGACCAGGUAGAGGUCAAUGGAGCUGUCUUUCCCAAACCCUUUGUGGAGAAGCCAGUGAGUGCAGAGGACCACAAUGUUUACAUCUACUACCCCAGUUCAGCUGGAGGAGGAAGCCAGCGCCUCUUCCGUAAGAUUGGCAGCCGAAGCAGCGUUUACUCUCCUGAGAGCAGCGUCCGAAAGACAGGGUCAUACAUCUAUGAGGAAUUUAUGCCGACAGAUGGCACAGAUGUCAAGGUGUAUACAGUGGGGCCAGAUUACGCCCAUGCUGAAGCUAGAAAAUCUCCAGCUUUGGAUGGGAAAGUCGAACGAGACAGUGAGGGGAAAGAGAUUCGUUAUCCAGUCAUGCUGACUGCCAUGGAAAAGCUGGUGGCCAGAAAAGUCUGCGUAGCUUUUAAGCAAACAGUUUGUGGAUUUGAUCUUCUUCGUGCUAAUGGUCACUCCUUUGUGUGUGAUGUCAAUGGCUUCAGUUUUGUCAAGAACUCAAUGAAAUACUAUGAUGACUGUGCCAAGAUUCUGGGGAACACCAUAAUGCGAGAGCUUGCCCCACAGUUUCAGAUCCCAUGGUCCAUCCCCACAGAGGCUGAGGACAUUCCCAUUGUCCCUACCACAUCUGGCACUAUGAUGGAACUUCGUUGUGUCAUUGCAAUUAUCCGUCAUGGGGAUCGUACCCCCAAGCAGAAGAUGAAGAUGGAGGUGACACACCCAAGGUUUUUUACUCUGUUUGAAAAACAUGGUGGCUAUAAGACAGGGAAAUUAAAACUAAAGCGACCUGAGCAGCUCCAGGAGGUUCUGGACAUCACAAGGCUGCUGUUGGCUGAACUAGAGAAAGCACCAGGUGGUGAGAUCGAGGAGAAGACUGGGAAACUAGAGCAGCUGAAGUCUGUGUUGGAGAUGUAUGGUCACUUCUCAGGUAUCAACCGGAAGGUUCAAUUGACUUACUAUCCUCAUGGAGUAAAGGCUUCUAAUGAGGGGCAAGAUCCGCAGGGGAAGGCUCUGGCUCCAUCUCUAUUGUUGGUACUGAAGUGGGGUGGAGAAUUGACUCCUACUGGCCGUGUUCAGGCUGAGGAGCUUGGGCGAGCUUUUCGUUGCAUGUACCCUGGAGGACAGGGUGACUAUGCUGGCUUCCCUGGUUGUGGGCUGCUUCGUCUCCAUAGCACUUUCCGCCAUGAUCUCAAGAUCUAUGCCUCUGAUGAGGGCCGUGUCCAGAUGACUGCUGCUGCCUUUGCCAAGGGCCUCCUGGCUCUAGAAGGGGAGCUGACACCCAUUUUGGUACAAAUGGUGAAGAGUGCCAACAUGAAUGGGCUCCUGGACAGUGAUGGUGAUUCCUUGAGCAGUUGCCAACACCGUGUAAAGGCUCGACUGCACCAUAUUUUGCAGCAGGAUGCACCCUUUGGCCCUGAGGACUAUGAUCAGCUGGCUCCCACUGGAAGCUCUUCCCUGCUUAACUCCAUGACUGUCAUCCAGAAUCCUGUGAAGGUCUGUGGUCAGGUAUUUGCCCUGAUUGAAAACCUCACCCACCAGAUUCGGGAACGGAUUCAGGACCCCAAGUCUGUAGACCUGCAACUCUACCACAGUGAGACAUUAGAGCUAAUGCUACAGCGCUGGAGCAAGCUGGAGCGUGACUUUCGACAGAAGAGUGGGCGCUAUGAUAUCAGUAAGAUCCCUGACAUCUAUGACUGUGUCAAGUAUGAUGUGCAGCACAAUGGGAGUCUGGGACUUCAAGGCACAGCAGAGUUGCUACGUCUCUCUAAGGCAUUGGCCGAUGUGGUUAUUCCCCAGGAGUACGGGAUCAGUCGGGAGGAGAAACUGGAAAUUGCUGUGGGCUUCUGUCUUCCAUUGUUGCGGAAGAUACUACUUGACCUGCAGAGAACCCACGAGGAUGAGUCUGUCAACAAGCUGCAUCCCCUGUACUCCCGAGGAGUGCUCUCCCCCGGCCGCCAUGUUCGAACACGUCUCUAUUUCACCAGUGAGAGCCACGUCCACUCCCUACUCAGCGUCUUCCGUUAUGGGGGACUUCUUGAUGAGACCCAGGAUGCACAAUGGCAAAGAGCUUUGGCUUAUCUUAGUGCCAUCUCGGAGCUCAACUACAUGACCCAGAUUGUCAUCAUGCUUUAUGAGGACAACACACGGGAUCCCUUAUCAGAGGAACGGUUUCAUGUGGAGCUGCACUUCAGCCCUGGAGUGAAAGGUGUCGAGGAAGAAGGCAGUGCCCCGACUGGCUGUGGAUUCCGUCCAGCCUCUUCAGAGAAUGAGGAGAUGAAAACAGAUCAAGGCAGCAUGGAGAACCUGUGCCCGGGAAAGGCAUCAGAUGAGCUAGACCGGGCUUUACAGACUUCACCCCAGCCUUCUGAGGGCCCUGGCCUUCCAAGGAGAUCACCCCUCAUUCGUAACCGAAAAGCUGGCUCCAUGGAGGUGCUUUCUGAGACUUCAUCCUCGAGGCCUGGUGGUUACCGGCUCUUUUCAUCUUCACGGCCACCAACGGAGAUGAAGCAAAGUGGUCUAGGCUCACAGUGCACAGGGCUGUUCAGCACCACAGUGCUGGGUGGCUCCUCCAGCGCCCCGAAUCUUCAGGACUACGCCCGCAGCCAUGGCAAAAAGCUACCACCUACCAGUCUGAAGCACCGAGAUGAGCUCUUGUUUGUCCCGGCCGUAAAACGAUUUUCUGUGUCGUUUGCAAAGCAUCCGACUAACGAGCUGCUAGAUGACCAGCACCCUGUGGUCCGGUUGCUGCGCAGUUUUUCCUCUGACUACCCAGGGAGCUGGCCAGUCUCCUUGGAUGCCACCCUGGCGCAUCACCUGCACCAGUGCUCCUACCACCUGCGCCUCUUCCGGAACUGGCUACGCUCAGGCCAGGAUGACCCCGAGUGCCUCUACGGAUUUGAAGGGUGCUCCAUGGUGCCUACCAUCUACCCCCUGGAAACACUGCAUAAUGCCCUUUCCCUGCAUCAAGUGAGUGAAUUCUUGAGUAGAGUCUGUCAGCGCCACACUGAUACCCAGGCACAGCCAUCUGCAGCCCUCUUUGACUCCAUGCACAGCAACCAGGCCUCAGAUAGUCCAUUUUCCCCACCCCGUACUCUUCAUUCACCUCCCCUGCAACUACGGCAGCACUCUGAGAAGCCCCCUUGGUGUGGCUCCGCAGCACUGCGCCACAGACACGGCAACUGGGGAGAGAGGUGAGGACUGAAGAGCUUGUAGCCACGAAGGUCACUCUCGCAGUUUGGCAGCGGGCAUUUAGAAAUUUGAGAUUUGUAUGCGGCGUUCAGAAAGCACCCUGCGCCGGCUGAGGAACCCUAAAGAAGAAACUGUAAGGUAAGGACAUGGACUCUCCUGGGGAUGGUGAGGACUUUCGGAACAUCUGGCCCAAGACACUGCGGGGGGAGAGGGUGUAAUCAGAGGGGUCCCAGGGGCUGCACAGAGCUGUCCUGCCUCAGGGAGACUGAGGAACGCCACGAGGUGUGCCGGAAGGGUGGGGAAGCGAGAUGUUAGCAGCUCAGGAGGAUACGGACACAUGACAUGAAAGAUGCAAGUGACAGAGACGCAGAUCUCAGGAAGUGCACACUAAGGGAUGGAGGAUGCAGAUGUGCGCAUUGGGAGAUGAACGCAGAUGGCGGAGAAGCACCACGAAGCACUGGAAUGGAAGUGCCCGAAGCACAGCGAGGACAGCGGCUCACCUUGUUCAAGGUGGGCCCGCACGGCCCUCAGCUGACUCUCUGUGCCGAUAUCGCCGAUCACGAUGAGCAAAGAGUGUUUGCGAAGGUCCCAGCUUGCCACAGCCACCGCGGCUCGGGCCUCGCACAGCGGCUGGGCUGGGUAGUGAGCCAGCGGUGCUUCGGGACUGCGGAGCCCCAGCCCCGGAGUUGUCUCCAUGGCAACGUCGGGAGGUCUAGCGGGCCAGGCCUCGGUCUCCAUGGAAACUCCGGUCGAGUGCCAGGCGGGCAGCGUCCGCUGCUGGGAGAGUGCGCGCGGUUCUUAAAGGCCGGCGGCCGGAGCCGCUCAUUGGCUGCUGCCUGUCAGGGGGCGGAGCGUAGGCGCCGCAGGGGCCGGACUGGGGCCUGGCGCGUGGGCUCUGCAGUGUCGCUCGGCCGGGACUUGGUGGUGCUCCCCGACAGCCCCCCUCCAGUUUCCCAGAGGGCGCUCCCCCUCCGACUUGAGCAGGGGUGGGGGCUCUGAGGGACCCAGUAGAGGGAAGAGUCGAUUGCUUCGGCGCCGGAAGAAGAUUCUACUGAGGACGUGUCCCUGAUAAAUACUGGCUGGCAAUUCCGCAGCCUAUCGCAGCUGAGGGGAGCCAUCUUGUCCCUCUCUAUCUCCGAGUUUUGUAUCGUUGUCUCCAUGUGUGUCUGUGUGUCUGUAUUAUCAUUGCCUGGCGCUUUUUUUCCCCCCUUGGUCACUGCCUGUCAGGGUCCUGGCGUCAAUCCUCGGUUUCUCUGUCCUCCUUGCCCUAGACCCUGGGAGGGCUCAGGAAUGCUGCGCAGUAUUGGAGGGGACAGAAUGACCUUCUGGCCCUGAGUCCCUGGUGAAUUGUUAUUCCGAAGAUAGUGGUUGGCUAGUCUCCAUCUCUGCUGAGUGCAGGACCGAGUGCAAUGAGCUCAGACUGCAGCAAGAGGGAUUUGAAUAAAAUCCAGGGAAGACCUUCCCAACUAACUACAAAUGAUGUGACACAGUGAAAUGGGUAAUCUCAGGAGACUGUGGUAUUACUUCCCCCACGGAAUUCUCAAAACAGAAGGGGAAAUAUUUGAACCAAAGAGGUUGACAGUUACAAAACCAGGUAACCAGAGGGUGUGAAAGAGGAUUGAGGAAGUCUGGCACUGUUUUAUGACUGACUAGAACGUCUUUGUAAAAAUGGUGCUAUACAUCUACCCUCUUCAAUGUGUCUCCCCUGCCUACUCUGCACUACAGCUCCUUCUUUCAUCCAGGAUAUUGAAUCAUUCUUUACGUAUGUUUAUCAGACAGAGAUUCUUUCAUUCACCCUAGGGCUCCAGCAGCACUUAUUUUUUGUCCGAUUUGCCUUCCACUUUGGAGAGGGUACAGGGUAGAAAGGAGCACAGUACCUGAUUCAGCAAGGCUGCUUGUGAGCCACAUUCUGACUGGUAGUAUCUGCAUAUUAAGUACUUCACAGAAUCCUGGUCUCUAUCAUGGAGCAUAUGUUAUAGCAAACAGCCAGUCCAUUCUGCAACCAAUUUGAACAUGGCCCUGAUAAUCCUUUUUGUAGCAGAGAGGGGGGUGAAAAGAUUACUGGCAGAACAUCAGAUAGUGGGGAUGUGUCACCCUGUAUAAAUAUGAGGUAAUGUUCCACCAAACCUCUGCCACCCCCCAUUCCCUCACCAUUUGUGGAUCUGAAUCUGGAAAAGAGCAUGGAGAGAUGUGCAGGCCUCCUCUUCUGCAAUCAGAAAAAGAGUGCCACGUGGAGGCAGAGAGCCAGAAUAGGUUGUGGAGAGAAGGGGAUGGUUUCCAUAGCAACUGUAGAGAUGAGGCCUUUAACUAGCACUGCAUCUCAGUAUAAGGGUCAGCAGCAGUUAACCACAGGCUCUGCCUUCAUCAAGUCUGACAAAGAGAUUAGACAAUAGAUCAGAAUGGUAUAGGGAAGGAUCACAUACUGAUCACAUGGUAGGUGCAAAUUCAGGACUAUGAUCUCUGGCCCUGCUAGCAUUGGGUUUUAUUAAUUACAGCUGCAAAUGCAGACCAUGAUAGUAUUAAAGUCGCAUAUGUUUGCUGGAUGGGUAUUCAGCAGGCUGUUUGCAAAAGGCAGACAAUAUGACAGAAAGACUGACUACAGAUAUCUUUCAAUUUUCCUCCUUUCCUUAGUUAACAGUAUCCCAGCGAUUGGGUGAUGAUCUCAGAAUCAUCAUCGUAUUAUCAGAAAAUAUUUUUAAUUGUCAAAUUGUACAUGGCACUGUGCAAAGUAGUCUAUAAAGAACUGUGGAGUGUUAGCUUCUAUGCUCUAGAAUUUUACAAAGACAGAAAACACUGCACACAUGUACAAGACAGAAAGCUGAAUAAAAAAUUAAAGAAAUACAUAUAUGAAUUGCGAAGUAUAUAAAAACCUAGUUUGCAUUUAGGAAUAAUGUGCUGCAGCAGAAGCCAAGUAGUAAAAGAAUGUUAUUCAGAAGCCCAUUCAAAGGAUUAUUAGGGACCUGUGAUAUGCAUGAUUGUGAGGAACAUGUAGUAUAUGGUAGCUAUGGAAUCCACUAUACUGUUUGAUUUAACUGUUGACCCCCUAGACUGAUCAGGUAUGAUCUUUUGAGAACUCUCCCAUUCUGUAGCUUCUUCCACAGUCUUGAGAAGCAAAAUUGGCAGAUAUAGUGGUACAACAAAUAAUUUCAAACUAUUUGUUAUGAAGGACCCUUGAAUUGUGGAAGAGUCCACCACUGAAAGAGGAGGUUAGAAGAGGUGCAAGAAGAAGGCACUAUAUUAUAGGCUCUUUCCUUGGGUGUGCACUGGAGUGGACACAAGGCAGAAGAUAGUAUAAAUCUCAGGUGGGAUGAAAGUUAUUGUAGCUUUGGCUAAGUCUAAACUAGUUAGGGAAUUCUCAGCCCCCAGACAUUCAUCAGUUCAUAACUUAUGGUGAUAAAUUACCCAAUAGGUAAAUUAAGCACAUACUUAACAAAGUGGGAGUGGUAUCUCUUAAUUUUUUCUGGAAGUAAUUUCAUAUUUUUGUGUUUAAAAUAAAGUAUUAAA